UUCACCUGAUCGGCGGUCCUUCACUGUUUGAAUCCAUUCUGAUCUGCCCUCCCACCCUUCUGCUCCUCAUUUUUUCCCCCUGAAUAUUGUGAGAUUAGUCACUCUAGCGACUGGGCAGUGAUUUCUAACGGAGGCACGGUGUGUGAGGCUGGAUUUGGAGGAGGUGGCUCAUACAGACUGAUCCUUCUCGCGCUCUUCUGGGUCCUCAAACAUUACAUCCCUCGGAGUUAUUUAGACUAUCUUCUAUUGGGACGGACAGCCAAAAGCCAGGAUGCAGGUGUCAUUGGUGUGCACGGGCCACCAUGGGGGGGUGAGCCGCACCACGGAAGACCGGCUAAACCGACAGAAUGCCAACAGCCCCAACACAGGCACCCGCAGCAAGUUCAGAGCAGUGGCAAUGGUGGCUCGCAGUCUUGGACAGCUCUCUGUUCAGAGUGUGCCUACCUCCAGCGAGCAAAGCAUGAUGACUGGCAUGAAGUAUAGAAACCUUGGGAAGUCAGGUCUGCGGGUGUCCUGCCUCGGAUUAGGAACAUGGGUGACGUUCGGUGGACAGAUAACGGAUGAGACGGCUGAGCAGCUGAUGACUCUGGCCUAUGACAAUGGCAUCAAUCUGUUUGACACAGCGGAAGUCUACGCUGCUGGGAAGGCAGAGGUGGUGCUCGGAAACAUCAUAAAGAAGAAAGGAUGGAGACGUUCAACUCUGGUGAUAACAACAAAGAUCUUCUGGGGUGGAAAAGCGGAGACCGAAAGAGGUUUAUCCCGAAAACACAUUAUAGAAGGUUUAAAAGCUUCUCUAGAAAGAAUGCAGCUAGAAUACGUGGAUGUGGUUUUUGCGAACAGACCGGACCCUAAUACACCUAUGGAAGAAACGGUUCGAGCAAUGACCUAUGUGAUAAACCAAGGCAUGGCCAUGUACUGGGGAACAUCUCGCUGGAGCCCAAUGGAGAUAAUGGAAGCGUACUCUGUGGCGCGACAGUUCAACCAGAUCCCUCCCAUCUGCGAGCAGGCCGAGUACCACAUGUUCCAGCGGGAGAAGGUGGAGGUGCAGCUACCGGAGCUCUUCAAUAAGAUAGGUGUGGGGGCCAUGACGUGGUCACCGCUGGCCUGUGGGAUCAUCUCAGGGAAAUACGACGGCCGGGUGCCGCCCUAUUCUCGGGCCUCCCUGAAGGGUUACCAGUGGUUGAAGGACAAGAUCUUGAGUGAGGAGGGCCGGCGUCAGCAGGCGAAGUUGAAAGAGCUGCAGGCAAUCGCGGAGCGGCUGGGCUGCACUCUGCCCCAACUCGCCAUCGCGUGGUGCCUACGGAACGAGGGGGUGAGCUCCGUCCUCUUAGGGGCGUCCAGCACCGAGCAGCUGAUGGAGAACAUUGGAGCGAUUCAGGUUCUUCCAAAGUUGUCAACGUCCAUCACACACGAGGUGGACAGCAUCCUGGGAAACAAGCCGUACAGUAAAAAGGACUACCGCUCCUAACGCGCAGCGCGGCCCCGCCCCCCGGGCUGCAGCCGCAGCGCCCCACCUUUGCCUGAUCCUCUGUUUGCUUGAGCUUUUACUGAUGAGACCCUGGCGCAUGAGUCUGGCCACACCCAGGGCACCCAAGGCGCCUCAUUUAGAGUUACAGGGGUACGAUAAGGUAAAGGGGGAACGAUACAUCUCCACAGGAAAGGAAGGAGAGACAUAAGUGGAAGAGAGGUUAGGAUAUGCGCUCAUACUUAAAUCAGUUAUACAUUCAAUUCAGCUGAACGUAUUUUAAAACUUGAGAAAAAAACCUUUAAAAAAAAAAAAAGCACAUGCUUGCUUGGCAGCCAGAAUUCUUCUUUUACUUUUUUGCUUUUCUUUUUUCUAAAACUGAAUGCAACCAAAAGGAAGAUUAAGUUCAUACUGUAUGAAUAUAUGAUAAUUACUCCGUUGCACAUGUACCAUAGCCAUGCGUUUGUUCCUUGGAUGUUCUGUUUACAAAACACCUGUGGACUGUAAAGAGUCUGUCGGGGUUUCUUUGUAAAACCUUUCUGUUUAUGUUGUGGACAUGUCGGUGUCAGAGCGUCGUCGUGGGCUUCAACAAUCAGCACUUUAGGAUUGUCAGCAUGGUGAUGGGCCGUAGUUCUAAAGACGGGAGAGGAUGGAUAUUACAAUAGUCCAAUCGCAUAGCCAUUGCACUAUAGUAUCAUAUCUCCUGGGAUUCCCUCUCCUCCUCUUCCUCGCUUCGUGUCUUCACGGCCGUGUGUUUCUUCAGCCUGAUGCGCCAACACUCCAGCUGUCUAAGCGUGGAGGAGGAGGAGGAGGAGGAGGAGGAGGUCACUUCAGCGCUGGCUCCACAUCUCAUGGACACUUCUCCUUGAUUAAAUUCUGCUCAAGUCCUUUUGCCUUAUUUACAGUUGUAUCAGACGGCGCUGCAGACGCGCCGCUCGCUCGCCGCCCCGUUGGCCCACUGGUUUCAUGUCCCCUGUAGAUACUGGAACGCUGACUGGUGGAAGUGGCAUCGGUUGCGAGGAGGCGGCGGUGUGUCCAGUUCACCGUGUUGGCGCGCACGUGGUCAGGAGGCUGUCUUUACUCGUCUUUCUCUGGUGUGUGGGCACUGGGCAGGACCAGUGGCGUUUUAGCGUGGCUUCAGCCAAAGAUCUUCUUCAGCUCUCUUUGAAGAGACACCCGAGUGUUUCACUCUCACUUCCUGCAAGAUUAUAGAAAUCAUCUUGGCGCACGUGCUGUCCAGCUUGUUAUCUAUCUACGAUAUGGACUUUAUACUCCAUAUAUAUAUAUCUUUACUUGACCACACUGUUAUUCUAGUUAACUAAUAUGCCCUUCAUAUACAGAAUGCAUACGUACAUCUACUUGCUUUAGGAUCGGUAAGGUUUAUUUCAGGCAGCAUACAACCUGACGUCAGAAAUAUUACUGCAGAAUUUGACGCAGCCCUCCAUCCUUCGUUCUCCGCCUGUGACUAAAGCACAAGAGCAUGUGACCCGUCCUCAAAGCAUGGGCCCCUUUCAUGACCAGUGAGGUGACGCUACCCUGCUUACCAACACGUGUCGGUAACUCAAACCUUUACAGCUGAUCACAUAUUGAUUCUCAGCCGAACAUAAACAAGUAUACAUUAAGGCACAUUGUCAUAUUAGUGCACAUGACAUGAGACGUUAAAGUGGACGCUGCAGGGCGGAUGAGGUCUGCUUCGUUUCUCUUCUUCGGUGAUCUUUAACAGCAGAAAAGUGAUUUCACGUCUGCUAUUGAUCGUGUUUGUAUGUGAGUUUUCUUUUGUGGGUGGGGGGUGGGGAGGAGCAACUAAACUUAUCCCUUGCUUUUAGCCGGUUGUAUUUGUUGAUCCCUGUAUACGUAUGAUUUGCUGUCUGAUUGCUUUUCUUUUUUUUUCAUCUUCUGAGAAAACAAACAUUUAGUUCAUUUACUCGUCUUAAUAUUUUCAUCUGCAGGUAGCGGGGAGGACGUUUAGACUUUGUUUGACAUUUUAGGAAAUGCACCUUUUCUACUUUCUCACUGAAAGUUAUAUUUAUUAAAAGUUGAUGCCACACUCAUGUCUGCAAAAUAUAAUAUGUGUUACCGCCACCCGUUAGCUUGGCAUGAAGAUGACAGGGAACCUCCUGCUCCUCUGAAGCUCACAAACGACCAUGUUUCAUCUCGCUUGUUCGUAUAGUGGGAACAUUGAUUUGACAGCUGCUCAUUUACCCCAUAAAACAGCACAUUUAGGUUUUUGGUGCAGAAUCAAACUAGAUUAGUGGAUCCUUUGAACUGUUUUCCCGUUCAGUCUUCAUGCUGAGCAAAGUUAGGCGGCGGCUUCAUUCUUAGCAUACAGACGUGUGUUAUCAAUCUUUUCAUCUUUCAGUUCGAAAGCAAAAAUGUUCCCGGCCCAAAAUGUCAACUUUCCCUUUAAAACGGUAUCGCUGUGCAUUUUGUUUGACCAUCAGUGUUUCACACCUUGCUGACCUGCCCAACAAAGAUCUUAUGGCGUUAGAAGGUUUCUGCACAUUGUAGAAAUAACUCGAUGUUUUGUGGCUGAAGUAAGUCGAGCUUUAAGGUCAUACUUUUGUUAUAUUUUCUGUUCCAACAUUGUAAUGACUAGUUCAGAAAUGACAACAGACCCACAGGUGGAUAGAGCUUAUUUUACAGAAGGUUCUAGGAUAUACAGAGAAUAUAUUUUUACGUUUUAUCCUUUAAUGCAAUCUAGAGAAUCAAAAGAAAAUGUUUGUUUUUGUUUUCAUACUGCUGCGAGUUUCCUAUCAGUGUUGCAUUGAUUUUAAGAAGCAUUGAGAGGCAAUGUGUUGUGUUGUGUGCAUUAGGAGGAAUGCUCUGAAGGGAAUGCAAUAGUCAAUUAAUUCUGAAGAUGACGAAGAUGAAGUCUGGUGUCUCCUGUACAUAGUUUGACCGUUUGUAUAUAUUUUUGGUUGUGAUCACCUCUGCCUUUUUCUUUUUUAGUUUUCUUUUGCAGGUGUUCCUAUCUGCACUGUGCUUGAAUCUGAAUUUAGACAGGAUGUACAGCUUCGAUCUCCAAUGACAACAUUAUAAAAUAAGAAUGGUAAACUAAC
This is a messenger RNA of Pseudoliparis swirei, 4524 nucleotides long. RefSeq names its product potassium voltage-gated channel subfamily A regulatory beta subunit 2a (gene kcnab2a). The record is from RefSeq and is a predicted model, not a curated record. Gene Ontology annotation, molecular function: voltage-gated potassium channel activity; potassium channel regulator activity; transmembrane transporter binding. Gene Ontology annotation, cellular component: cytoplasm; voltage-gated potassium channel complex; membrane. Gene Ontology annotation, biological process: regulation of potassium ion transmembrane transport; potassium ion transport; transmembrane transport. The transcript is spliced from 14 exons. Bases 272 to 1468 code for a protein of 398 amino acids. NCBI's taxonomy places the organism in Eukaryota, Metazoa, Chordata, Actinopteri, Perciformes, Liparidae.